ACAACACGGCCAGCAGACGACACCGCCAGACAACACCGCCAGCAGACAACAGCCAGCAGACAACACCGCCAGCAGACAACACCGCCAGCAGGCCAGCAGACAACACGGCCAGCAGACAGACAACACGGCCAGCAGACAACACGGCCAGCAGACAACACGGCCAGCAGACAACACGGCCCGACAACAGCAGACACACCGCCAGCAGACAACACCGCCAGCAGACAACACCGCCAGCAGACAACACCGCCAGCAGACAACACCGCCAGCAGACAACACGGCCAGCAGACAACACGGCCAGCAGACAACACGGCCAGCAGACAACACGGCCAGCAGACGACACGGCCAGCAGACGACACGGCCAGCAGACAACACGGCCAGCAGACGACACGGCCAGCAGACAACACCGCCAGCAGACAACACCGCCAGCAGACAACACCGCCAGCAGACAACACCGCCAGCAGACAACACCGCCAGCAGACAACACCGCCAGCAGACAACACCGCCAGCAGACGACACCGCCAGCAGACGACACCGCCAGCAGACGACACCGCCAGCAGACAACACGGCCAGCAGACAACACCGCCAGCAGACAACACCGCCAGCAGACAACACCGCCAGCAGACAACACCGCCAGCAGACAACAUCGCCAGCAGACACCGCCAUCAGACAACAUCGCCAGCAGACAACACCGCCAGCAGACAACACCGCCAGCAGACAACACGCCCAGCAGACAACACGGCCAGCAGACACCACCGCCAGCAGACACACAGCCAGCAGACAACACCGCCAGCAGACAACACCGCCAGCAGACAACACCGCCAGCAGACAACACCGCCAGCAGACAACACCGCCAGCAGACAACACCGCCAGCAGACAACACCGCCAGCAGACGACACAGCGAGCGAUGAAAGUGAAACUGUAUGAACACAG
Molecule: messenger RNA, 930 nt
Organism: Procambarus clarkii (red swamp crayfish)
Lineage: Eukaryota; Metazoa; Arthropoda; Malacostraca; Decapoda; Cambaridae
Source: RefSeq, a predicted model, not a curated record